AGUGGACAGUUGACAGAAUCCAUGUGUGUUGGUUCGGCAAUGUCGUGGUGACUGGUGCGGUAGCAGUUUGAAACGGACGAUUCGAUCGAAGGCGAUCCGUUGACGACGGAGAAUGAAUUGCGAUCGAUCCAAGUGCAGAAAAGACGAUCCUUUUUUUUCUCCGCUCGCUCUCGAUUCGUCCUUGUGCGAACCCUAGAAUCGCUGCUGCGGCUGCUGGAGGAUCGAGGCGCAAAGACGAACAGUUGGCUUGCUGGUGAGCGUCUCGUGAUCCCUUCUGGAGAAAAUCCCAUCUUUGGAGGAUUGGAUCGCAAAUAUUUGGUAGAUGAUUUCGUAGGGUUUCUCGAUCCCUCGCCGUCUCAUUAGAUAGUUUUCCCGGGAGGAUUUAGGGUUUGUGUCGGGAGAUUCGGCGGUUUGUUCUAUUUGGUGUGAAAUUCAGCCUGUUGUUCGAGCAUCUUCCUUUGAUCAGAAAAGGGUGAUUAGCUAGAGCAGAAAAGAUGAAGCCGAGGAGCAAACCAGAUGAAGAUGAGGCUGACUUCUUCCCUUGCCCUCCGAGGAAAAACUGGUCUGUUGGGUUGAUCAAAUUCAUCUCUUUUCUGGUCAUAUUCAUGGCCGGGGUCGUCAUAGGCUUGUCAGCGAGUGGUCGCUUCACCCGUUCCUUCAAUUCACAGACCGAAAUCUUUUUCCCGAGUACAAUGUACAUGGCCAACUGUGAUAAGGAGUUUUUGAGCUUCAAGAGUUUUGUAACUCCUGAGCAUUUGAUGCAUAGUAUGACAGACGAAGAGCUAUUCUGGAGAGCUUCUAUGGUGCCUAAGAUGGAAGAGUAUCCAUUUCAAAGGGUGCCAAAGGUGGCCUUCAUGUUCAUGACAAGAGGGCCUCUGCCCUUCGUGCAACUGUGGGACAGAUUCUUCAAAGGCCAUGAGGGGCUGUAUUCAGUAUAUGUCCACACACUUCCUGAUUACAAACUUAAUGUCUCCGAAAGUUCUGCGUUCUACAGCCGGCAGAUCCCUAGCGAGGAGGUUUCUUGGGGAUCAGUGACAUUAGUCGAUGCAGAGAAGCGUCUCUUGGCCAAUGCUUUGCUGGAUUUCUCCAACGAACGCUUUGUUCUCCUCUCUGAAAGUUGCAUUCCAGUGUACGACUUCUCAACCGUUUACAACUAUCUCGUAUACUCUGCCCACAGCUUUGUUGAAUCCUACGACGAGAUCUCUCAACAAGGUCGCGGCCGUUAUAACCGUCGCAUGGCUCCUACAAUCAAGCUCUAUCACUGGAGAAAAGGUUCCCAGUGGUUUGAACUCAACAGAGAACUGGCAGCGUACAUCGUAGCAGAUUACCAGUACUACUUAAUCUUCCGCAAAUACUGCAAGCCUUCUUGCUAUCCAGACGAGCACUAUAUGCCGACUUACCUGAACAUGUUCCAUGGUUCUUUAAACUCGAAUCGGACUGUCACCUGGGUUGACUGGUCGAGGGGAGGGCCUCAUCCAGCAGCAUAUGGUGCUUCCAGUAUCACACUGGAAUUUAUCCAGUCUAUUCGAAACAAUGGAACCACAUGUACCUACAACUCGAAACCGACAUCAGUUUGUUUCCUCUUUGCCAGGAAGUUCUCCCCGAAUGCCUUGGGCCCUCUUCUCAACCUCUCUUCAAGAGCGAUGGGAUUCUGAAGCUUUUAGUUCAAACCCACCACCUCCUAAGGCCGGAGAGGUAAUUGCUAUAUAAUCGACAUUCCAUCCCUCUUAUUAUUUAUACAUGUUAGUUUGAAACUCCUAGAGAAAAUCCAACACGAGGGAUUGAAAAAUAGGGUUAUUAAUAAAGUUGUCAUUAUCGAUUUUAUGAAUACCAAUUCAUGUAACUUCAUAGUGGAGGUGUUCAGUUUUGUAAUGCUGAAUUGCGGUGGUUACAGAUUGACUAAGUCGAACCAAACCCGAAAACUUAGUUUAGUGGUUCAUCGGUUUGGUUUCAGGUAAAAACUUAGUUUAGUGCUUC
Molecule: messenger RNA, 1977 nt
Organism: Zingiber officinale
Lineage: Eukaryota; Viridiplantae; Streptophyta; Magnoliopsida; Zingiberales; Zingiberaceae
Product: glycosyltransferase BC10-like
Exons: 2
Coding region: 495-1655 (386 amino acids)
Cellular component (GO): membrane
Molecular function (GO): glycosyltransferase activity
Source: RefSeq, a predicted model, not a curated record